Xiphophorus maculatus (southern platyfish) is the source of this 1367-nucleotide messenger RNA. RefSeq names its product myosin-M heavy chain-like (gene asph). The record is from RefSeq and is a predicted model, not a curated record. Lineage: Eukaryota; Metazoa; Chordata; Actinopteri; Cyprinodontiformes; Poeciliidae. Bases 149 to 688 code for a protein of 179 amino acids. The transcript has a single exon.
GUUUGGUCUGGUUUAACUUGAGACAGUGAGGAAAAAAUGUGUCUUUUUAUUCAGUGUAUGUAAACUUCUGGUGUCAACUGUAUUUGCUGUGGAUGGACAUCCUGAAUUUAAACUGACUUUCCCAUGGCUGCCUGCUGAGAACCUGAGCAUGGUGUUGCUGCUCAUCCUUCCUCUGAUUGGUGUGGCACCAAACAGUGUUGUUGAUGGUUCUGUCCCAGAAUCCCUUUCACCCAGAGAUGUUGGCUUAAAGCUUCGGGAGGCUCUGAAGCAGCAGCUGACAAUCAUCCAUGAACGUGUGGAGGCCAAGAAGAUGGCUAAGCUGGCUCUGGCUGAAGUCAGGCAGCUGCUGGCUAAAGAAGAGGAGGAAAAGGAGCUGGACCUGGGCAGGAAGGAAAUGACUGCCAGGGUGAAGGAGAGAGUGGCCAGCAGACUAAAGGAGGAGGAGGAAAAGAUGGAGAAAGAAGAAAUAGAAAAGGCUCUGGAAAAAGUGCGAAAGGAAAAGGUUAAACAAAACGGCGAGGAAAAGGAAGAAGAGACCAAAGAUAAGGGAGGGGAGAAGAAAUCAAAGAAAAGAGAGGAGAAGGUGCUGGGAAAGGAAGUAAAAAAUAAAGAAAAAGUUAAAUUGACUCUCAAAGAAAAAUGGAAGAAAAUUAGAGCUGAGAAAUCUGUUAAAGAAGGCAAAAAAUAAACUCUGAGCUCUGUACAUUUUAUAAGAAAGGCAAUCCCAGUCACAGCCAUUUUUGAUUGGUGGACUGGUAGUCAAUAUAUGUUAUACUUAAUAGUCGUUAUCUGUGUAAUAAAUACCAGAACCUCUAAAUGAUGAGACUAUAGGUCCUGAUCUGUUUUACCUGUGAUUCCUGUUUUGUUUAAAUAUGACCCUUUAAAUGGAGCCAGUGCAGUCAGCUGAUCUUUGUAUGGAAACCAGUCCUUCCAUUUGCACUGUUGUGAUGAGCCUGAUGCAGCCUAUCAGAGCAAGGAGUCAUGAAAUCACACCUCAAUAACAUCUCAUAUUAUCUAUUUUUGCUCUUUUUUUGUGAAUUAAAAAAAUCUAAUUGCUCAAUAGAUUUUUAAGUGUCUGAGUGUAAAAUAUUAAUAUUCACAAAAGCGUUCGGUGAGAUCAGUGAGAAGGCUGCAGUGUUUAUGCUCGUUAUUGUGUCGACUCUUUCUACUGAAUUUCCCAGAAAAAUGGAUCAGACUGGCAAAAAUCAAGCCAUAAAUAAUGUUUUCACAGAAUUAAAAAGUUUUCUAUUAAAAAUGUCAUAAUUUUUAUGUUCUGAAGUUUAACAUUUGCGAUAACACUUUAUUUGAUGGGUUGUGAAUAAGACUGUCAUGACACCGUCAUAAACAUGACAUAACACCUGUUAUAA